Molecule: messenger RNA, 1251 nt
Organism: Trichoderma atroviride IMI 206040
Lineage: Eukaryota; Fungi; Ascomycota; Sordariomycetes; Hypocreales; Hypocreaceae
Biological process (GO): ribosome biogenesis; endonucleolytic cleavage of tricistronic rRNA transcript (SSU-rRNA, 5.8S rRNA, LSU-rRNA)
Cellular component (GO): nucleolus
Molecular function (GO): RNA endonuclease activity
Source: RefSeq, a predicted model, not a curated record
AUGUCGGGCUCCUCGCCUGAAUUCCUUCGCUUCACCGGCCACCGGUCCUUCGCCCGGCGCCUCACCAUCUCGACCCUCACCGGCCGUCCCAUCCACAUCACCAAAAUCCGAAGCUCCUCGCCCACGAACCCCGGCCUCGCGCCCCAUGAGGUCUCCUUCCUGCGCCUCCUCGAGGCCGUCACCAACGGCAGCUCCAUGCAAAUCUCGUACAGUGGCACCACAAUCACAUACCACCCGGGCCUCAUCACGGGCACAAUCGCCGGCCUGGGCGCCGCCGAGGGCGACGUCAUCGAGCACAGCAUCCCCGUCACCUGCACGAGGGGCAUCACCUACUUCCUGCUGCCGCUGUGUCUGCUGGCGCCCUUUUCAAAGGCGCACAUGAAUGUGCGGUUUUCCGGCCCCGGCGUCAUCACAUCCUCCACUGAGACUGGCGACGUCUCGGUCGACACGUUUCGUACUGCUAUCCUCCCCCUCUUUGGACUGUUCGGCAUCCCUCCCGCACGAAUUGAGCUCCGAGUCCUGCAGCGCUCCUGCGCCGGUCCUGGCGGCAAAGGCGGCGGCGGCAUCGUCGAGCUCCGCUUCGCCAGCCAAGUCCGCUUGCCCAAGACGCUGCAUCUCAACCGAAGUCCCGGCCGAGUAAGGAAGAUACGAGGAGUUGCUUACUGCACUGGUGUGUCUGCCUCAAAUAACGCUCGCAUGAUACAUUCCGCCCGCGAGAUCCUAAACCCGUUCGUCACGGACAUCCACAUCGCGGCACAGUACGAUCAGGCUCCAUUGGUGCCUACAGGAGAUAAAGCAGGUAGCAAGCGAAGACUGGGCAUUGGAUAUGGCCUGAGUCUGGUGGCAGAAUCCAGCUCUGUGGGUGUCAUAUACUCUGCAGAUGUCGUCGUGUUGCCUUCUGGUGGAGAGGUCCCGGAAGAUAUUGGAAAGAGAUGCGCCUACCAGCUGCUGGAGACCAUCGCAAAGGGCGGCUGCGUGACUCCUGUGUCAGCAGGCUCUGUGCUUACGCUGAUGGCUAUGGGUUCCGAAGAUGUUGGCAGAUUAAGAAUUGGCAGAGAUAUCCUUGGUACUGAGGAAUUGGUUGAGCUUGCAAGAGAUCUAAAGACGUUUGGCGCAAGUAGCUGGGGGCUGCGAGACGUUGAGGAAGACGAUAGCGGGGAUAUUAUCGUUUCCGUCAAGGGCACCGGUGUCGGUAAUGUGGGAAGGAAAGUCGCCUAAGCUAAAUAAAUUAAUCAAUAGGAAAAGAUGCCA